This is a messenger RNA of Dendrobium catenatum, 2155 nucleotides long. Its product is annotated as NAC domain-containing protein 78. The coding region runs from base 41 to 1948 and encodes 635 amino acids. The transcript is spliced from 5 exons. Gene Ontology annotation, molecular function: DNA binding. Lineage: Eukaryota; Viridiplantae; Streptophyta; Magnoliopsida; Asparagales; Orchidaceae. The record is from RefSeq and is a predicted model, not a curated record. Gene Ontology annotation, biological process: regulation of DNA-templated transcription.
GCUAGCCUGGCCACACUUGAUUUUACCCCACAUUUUCUCGAUGAUCGGCGAAGCCUCCUCCUCCAGAACCGCGGCGGCGAUGCCGCUUCCGCUGCCGCCGCCUUCUUCUCCUGAUCCGACGCAACUAGCCCCUGGAUUCCGAUUUCACCCAACGGAUGAGGAGCUUGUGAGCUAUUACCUCAAGCGGAAGGUUACCGGCCGGCCAAUCCGCGUCGAUGCAAUCUCUGAGGUCGAUGUAUAUGGAGCCGAGCCGUGGGAACUCCCGCCACUCUCGCGCCUCCGGAGUCGCGACUUGGAGUGGUACUUCUUUACCUCCUUGGGUAGGAAGUAUUCUAAUCGCUGUCGCACCAAUCGCGCCACUGUAGAGGGUUAUUGGAAGACAACCGGCAAGGAUAGGCCCAUUCAGAGUCGAUCUCGUACCAUCGGCAUGAAGAAAACCCUAGUUUAUCAUGCCGGUCGGGCACCGCGCGGUCAGCGAACCAAUUGGGUCAUGCACGAAUAUCGUUUAGAGGACGAGAAUCUUUCUAGCUCUGGGAUUCAGCAGGAUGGCUACGUGGUGUGCAGGAUUUUUCAGAAAACUGGUGCUGGACCACAGAAUGGAGCCCAGUAUGGCGCACCGUUUAUAGAAGAAGAAUGGGAGCUGGAGGAAGAAGAGGAUGCUAACGUUGUCCUAGUAAAUGAGGCUAGAGAUGAUGCGCUUAUGGAUCCUUGUGUACGUGAUUUUGUUCAGUUGGGCGAUUUUCUCCUGGAUGAGGAAUCAAGCACUCAACAUGUGGAUGUUGUCCCUCACAUUGCAAGGUCUGAUGACGAAGACCAUGGUUGUGACAUGGAGGAUCCAUCUAAUUUUCUUAUUGAAUGUUUGAAAGAGCAGGGUUAUGAUGGUGAUUUGCCUCCAGAUGCAGAUUUCCCUACUAUGGAAGAACGCAAAAUAUCAUUGAAUAGGCUUGGAAAACAGAAGGCUCUUGAAUAUCAGUCAAAUUCCUCUUCUAUCCAGAAUAAUGCAUAUGUGCAGUUGAAGGAUAUUUUUGGUGAGGAAAACGCAAGUGCCAUUCUCAAUAUAGAGUCAACUGAUUGCUGCAUGGAGAGAUGCAAUAAUAAAUCUUCUGUGGAUGAAGUGGGUCAUUCUGAAAUUCUACCUCAAGAUGCUGAUAAUCUUGAUGACAUGCCAUCACAAUAUCCUUCUGGCCCAUUGGCUGAUGGUAACUUGGUAUAUUAUGACGCUGUUUUCCAUGAAGUUCCAUGCUUAGAAGAUGGCCUCACAAAUGAAACUUCAUUGGCGCCUAAGGUUGAAUUUGAUUUUCUGGAUGAAUUAAUGGCCUACUAUGAUGCCACAGAAGAUAACUUAAACUAUCCCAUUCCAGAUUCCUUUGAACCACGGCUUGAGUCAAGUGCCUCCUCUAAGGUUGUUGCAAGCUGCUCAUCUGGCAAGGACGUUCCUGUUCGACAAAAUUUAGAAGCUUAUGAAUCACUUCAAAGGGCACCCAUCAAUGAUGAUCCUUUAAGUGGGUGGAAUGGGAAUCACAUAGCAGAUGGAGAGCUUAAAGAUUGUCAGGACAAAACAUUAACAAAACGACUUGCAACUCUGUUGAAUGCCAUUUCAGCUCCCCCUGCGCUUGCUGUUGAAGCUGCUGCAAUUAGCAAAAUAGUGGGAAAAACUUCUGCAGCAUCAGCCAAUGCAACAGAUACAGUUCACGUCACUGCAGGGAUGAUCCAAAUACAAAGCUUGAUAUCCUCAGUGGGCACAGAGAGCUGGAAAUUGCAGAAGCAUUCAGAGAUGGGUAUCCUUCUUUCCUACGGCAUUAGCAAAUCACUUAGCAAUGAAAGAAGAAUGAAGGUUCAUAGUGGAUUUAUUUCUUCGGUUUGCUGGGCUGGCUUUCAGAUUCUCUUACUCGGUUCAUUUGUGCUUCUUUUGAGCUACAAAUUGGGUGUUUGUGAUAGCAACCUGUAAGUUGGCUUCUUCGCCUCAUUGUUUUGCUGAUAUAUUUGGAAUUAGACUUUACUUAGAAGUUUCUAAGAUUUGUGUUCCAUGAUUAGGACACAAUGAAGGAAAAGAAUUCAUAUAACUAAUUCCACGUAAUGGGAUAAAGGCUUGUAAUUGUUGUUGAUUACAAUGAUGAUGGUAACUUAACAUUAUUAUUGCAAUGGUGUUUUUAUA